This is a messenger RNA of Eriocheir sinensis (Chinese mitten crab), 3191 nucleotides long. RefSeq names its product mediator of DNA damage checkpoint protein 1-like. Lineage: Eukaryota; Metazoa; Arthropoda; Malacostraca; Decapoda; Varunidae. The record is from RefSeq and is a predicted model, not a curated record.
AUGGCUUACGGGGAAUCAGAAUAUGAGAGUGCAGAAGAGAAUGAGGAGGAGAUGAUUCAGAGUCCACAAGAAAAAACCACAAUGGUAUCUCCCAAUUCUCCUACCUCCCCACUGAUUUGGGGCAACUCGUCCAUGCUUCACGCAGCCUCGGCUAUCUCGACUCCCAACAGGUCUGAGAGCUUUGAAAAUUCACUUCUGAAUAGCUUUGAAAAGAUGAAGAUAGUUGAGAAGGAUGAUGACAAGUUCCAUGAUGCCUCAGAUGAUGUCAUUAUUCAUCAAGGGAACAGCUGUAAAGAACUUGGUCCUGCAAACAUUCCCACCUCUCCCAGCAAGGAAAGUGUGCAGCCCAUCACCUCUCCCUGCAAGGAAAGUGUGCAGCCCAUCACCUCUCCCUGCAAGGAAAGUGUGCAGCCCAUCACCUCUCCCUGCAAAGAAAGUGUGCAGCCCACCACCUCUCCCAGCAAGGAAAGUGUGCAGCCCAUCACCUCUCCCUGCAAGGAAAGUGUGCAGCCCACCACCUCUCCCAGCAAGGAAAGUGUGCAGCCCACCACCUCUCCCUGCAAGGAAAGUGUGCAGCCCACCACCUCUCCCUGCAAGGAAAGUGUGCAGCCCACCACCUCUCCCUGCAAGGAAAGUGUGCAGCCCACCACCUCUCCCUGCAAGGAAAGUGUGCAGCCCACCACCUCUCCCUGCAAGGAAAGUGUGCAGCCCACCACCUCUCCCAGCAAGGAAAGUGUGCAGCCCAUCACCUCUCCCAGCAAGGAAAGUGUGCAGCCCACCACCUCUCCCAGCAAGGAAAGUGUGCAGCCCACCACCUCUCCCAGCAAGGAAAGUGUGCAGCCCAUCACCUCUCCCUGCAAGGAAAGUGUGCAGCCCAUCACCUCUCCCUGCAAGGAAAGUGUGCAGCCCAUCACCUCUCCCAGCAAAGAAAGUGUGCAGCCCAACACCUCUCCCUGCAAGGAAAGUGUGCAGCCCACCACCUCUCCCUGCAAGGAAAGUGUGCAGCCCAUCACCUCUCCCUGCAAGGAAAGUGUGCAGCCCACCACCUCUCCCAGCAAGGAAAGUGUGCAGCCCAUCACCUCUCCCUGCAAAGAAAGUGUGCAGCCCACCACCUCUCCCAGCAAAGAAAGUGUGCAGCCCACCACCUCUCCCAGCAAAGAAAGUGUGCAGCCCACCACCUCUCCCAGCAAAGAAAGUGUGCAGCCCAUCACCUCUCCCAGCAAGGAAACUGUGCAGUCAGCCUGCUCUCAGGGCAAGGAAUGCACACAGGCUGUUUGCUCUCCAUGCAAGGAAGAUGUGCAACACAACAUACCAUGUGUCAAAGACAACAGCAUGCCAGACAAGGAAAGUAAAGAUUUUAUUCCUUCAAAAAUUGAAGGUCUGGGACCUUCUUCUGAGACAGUUGCUCUUAGUAAGUGUGAAAUAGACACCAGUCUCUCUUGUCAAGUAGAAAACAUGGAAUGUUCUUCUGACAGCAUUGACCUCCCUCAUCCUACUGUAACUCUCCCAGUAGGUGGUGCUGUGGAGUCAUGCACAGACCACACGGAGCUGAACAGAGGUGCAGAGUCCUUUACCCUUCCUGUGAGUCAAGAGGAACUUAAAUGUAAUUCACUUCCUGAUCAAGAGAAAGAGCUGCAUACCUUUUCCAGCAUAAUAGAUACUCAAGUGAGAGAUGCUGAUACAUUGCAAAAUACACCUAAGGAGCAGUCUGAAACAAGUCAAGAGAUGUCAUGCCCCCAGGAGGAGGCAUGUGCCCCAGCCUCUCCACAUACAAAGUGUUCACCUUCCAAGAAGGGAUACACUGACAUCCUUGACGUUCUGGAUGACAUUGAUUUUAAUCCUUUUGCCACCAAGGCUAGUGUUAUGAAUUCACCUGACAGGGUUGACUUGCCACAGACGAUGAAUGUUGAUGAAAGGGAAGUCCAAGAGAGUGUGUCCCAAGCAUCUCGAGCAAAGGAUGAAAUAUCGGAUCAUCAGCUGUCCCCAGCAGGAAGUCAUAAUGACAAUGUGAAGGAAAGAGUACAUAGUUCGAUUGUUCAGUGUGACGUUGAUGUUGAUUCAACCAUCACUAUGUGGACUGAAGAAGAUGCAGAGAAACCCAGAAGUUAUCUUAGUUCGCCUUGUGAGAGUUCUGACAGCAAACAUCUCAUCAAAGACAAAGAACCUGGGCAAGAGCAACAGGCACACAAGAAGCAGAAGCCUGUGGCUGAAAAGGCACUGACUCACCCUGGUAAGGACUGUCUGCCUGUGUCCUGCAAAGCAUAUAACUUAGAAUAUUUAGAGGAUCCUAGCUAUGAUCCCUUCACCACAAAGUCCUGUGUUGUAAAUACCCCUGAGAGGCAGGGUGGCAUUAGCACUACCAGUAAUGAGAGCACAAUGUCUCCAGAGUCUGAUGAGAAGACCUGCAAGCAACUGUCAAGAAGGAUGGAUGAGAAAGUCUCUGAAUCUGUGAAGGUUAAUGUGUCUCCUGAAGAAAGUGUCCCUCAGUGUCCACUAAAAUUAGAGGAAGCUGAUGACAGUGAUGAGCAGGUUUCACUGGAGAACACAGUAGUGGCAUGUCCUCCAGAACUUUCAGAAGACUCGAGGGAAACAGAUUCACCAUCAUAUAAACAUUUUGACUUGGUGGGUAUUGUAGGGGACCCAAACCUUGACCCCUUCAAAACCAAGGCCAGUGUUGCCAACUCACCAGACAGGAGGACUUUACAUCAGAGCACAGGGCAGGAGAGUGGGCAGAGCACUAGAAAGUUGAAUUUUGGGCCUCAGUGGCAGAGUCAAGAUGUGGGACAGCAGCUUGACCAUGUGUCAAAUAUUGUGUCAAAGGAGGAGAGUAAAGAGAAGGCAAAGGCCCACUCUGGAGAGCCACUGCCUGUCCCCACACCCCAGGACAAACUAAGAGACAUCUCAGCCGUGAGUCCAUCAAAUAGAAAGGGAAACAGAAAAAGCCUUGCUCCAGAAGAGGAAUUUUUUAAUGCAUCUGACUUUUUUAGUAACCCUGAGGUAAUGGAUGCCUUGGAGACUCAUGGUGUUCAAGGCAACAAGUGCAACUUAGUUCGCAACUCCUUGUACAUGAAGUUUGACCCACUGGUGUCUGGGCGGCAGUCCCUCGCUCCUUACCUGGCACAGCAGCUGCUUCGGAUUGACCAGGAGGAUGUGAGGCGGAGCAGUGGACUGAUUUCCUUCAGCCCUUCCCC